AUGCGUCGAAGGAAUAUCAAAGCCAUUUCUUUUCUUUUUUAUCUAAUUUCGAUCGCUUCGACAUAUUGGCUCAUUCAACAUCUUCACAACUGCGAUCAUGAAAACUCGUGGARUGUCUCAAAAAGUGUAAUAAUAUCCCAGAGAAAUAACCAACKCGAAAAGGAGACGACGAAUUUUGUAGUGAAAAGCAAAAUACACCGUAGAAACAUUGUUAUUAUUGCUCAUGGACGCUCUGGGUCUUCCAUAAUCGGGGAUGUCUUCAACCAUCAUCCGUCGGUGUUUUAUCUCUUUGAACCCCUCCACUUUCUCAACGACAUCUUGCACAGAGAAAAACCACGUUAUUAUGAAMCACUGGUAACUGAUGUUUUGAGAGAUGUUCUUCGUUGUAAGUUUGGCAAGGCGUUUACCAUGUAYAUCCACUCACGUGGAUACUAUUUUCCUAAUUUUGACAGCAUAGCUAUACGAUCACCUCCUCUUUGCAAGCUGAACAUGACAGAUCCAAGAUGGACGCUAGACCUWUGYCCCACGUUAACCAGCGAUUCACUGGAAGAUGUCUGUCGAGAGAACUAUAAUGUGACGGUAGUUAAAAUACUAAUGGAGCGAAUAGAAGAUAAAARUAUCGAGAACGUUUGGUCYGUGUGCAGUUCAUCUGACAUUGAUUGUAAAAUCAUUUUYCUWAUUCGAGAUCCGCGGGCUGUCAUGAUUUCUGCUCGAAAAGUCGCUUUUUUUCAUGAUGACAAAAAGAGAUAUGGUCUGCGACAGUAUUCCAUUGGAAAAUGCAAGGAAACCGAGUAUAACUUGGAGAUUAUUAAGAACAAUGUACAGUCUUGGCGGGAUCGYAUACUGAUUCAGAGAUACGAAGAUUUUGCAACAAGUCCUCUGAAGACACUUUCAAGGCUGUUCAAGUUUGUUGGGUUAUCUGAGGAAGACACGUGUGCAUUGAAGAAACAACAUGUCAGGAUGGUCAGCAUGUUCGAAAGAGAAAAAGAACAAUUAUUGAGCCUCAUUGAAGACUUACAAAGGUACAACUCGAAUAUUCCUAUUAAGAAGAGUACAAUGGUGGGGGACUGUGAUAGGGGCUCCUGGGAAAGAAUUGAUAUCCUUGAAAGGUAA
Molecule: messenger RNA, 1113 nt
Organism: Exaiptasia diaphana
Lineage: Eukaryota; Metazoa; Cnidaria; Anthozoa; Actiniaria; Aiptasiidae
Product: carbohydrate sulfotransferase 4
Exons: 5
Coding region: 1-1113 (370 amino acids)
Biological process (GO): sulfur compound metabolic process; N-acetylglucosamine metabolic process
Molecular function (GO): N-acetylglucosamine 6-O-sulfotransferase activity
Source: RefSeq, a predicted model, not a curated record